AUGCAAACCAACCAGACGGAUCGGCUCGCUUUGAUCUACUUCAGAGACUGUGUGGAUGAGGAUCUGCUCGGAGUUCUGAGCUCGUGGAAUGACUCUUCUCAUCACUGCGAGUGGCAAGGUGUUGUAUGCAGUGGACGGCAUCCCGAAAGGGUCGUGUCCCUCGACCUGACGUCGAAAGGCUUGGGCGGUCUUCUAUCGCCUCAUGUCGGAAACCUCUCUUUCAUGAGAAGCCUCGUUCUACAGAACAACAGCUUUCGCGGCGAACUUCCACAAAGUAUUGGCCAUUUGUUUCGCCUUCGCCGUCUCGAUCUUAGUAACAACUCCUUCCGCGGACAAAUGCCCACCAAUCUUUGUCAGUGCUCAAACCUUGAGAGUUUGAAUCUCGUCGAUAACCAACUUGUGGGCAAUAUUCCUGAUGAUCUCGGCUCUUUGUCAAAGCUUCGAGUUUUAGGUUUGGCUAAGAACAGUCUUACAGGAUCUAUUCCUCAUUCUAUUGGAAAUCUCUCCCAACUUUACACGCUUUCUGUCGUAUAUAAUGGGUUGCAAGGAGAGAUUCCCGAAACAUUGUCCAAGCUUCGUGGUUUGAGGUUUGUUGCAUUGGCGUAUAACCAACUCACCGGCGAGAUCCCUCCAGCAAUCUUCAACAUCUCCGGCAUUUUCCACUUCAGCGCCAGUGUCAACCAAUUGAGAGGGAGCAUUCCCCCAUAUAUCGGCGACACUCUUCCUUCUCUCACUUUUCUUAGUUUUCGGAGCAACUUGUUUACUGGUGUUAUACCUCCAUCCUUAUCGAAUGCCUCCGGCCUUCAGUACAUCUACUUGAACAAUAACAGUUUUCAUGGACCGAUGCCCGCAAAUCUUGGAAGGCUGAAGGCUCUUGAAGUAAUGAACUUUGGUUCUAACCAGUUGCGAGAUGACUUCAGUUUCAUUACCUCAUUGACUAAUUGUUCAAGGCUGGAAAUUAUUCAGGUGGACGAGAAUUUUCUUGAAGGUCCGUUGCCGGAUUCCAUUGGCAAUCUUUCCAACAGCGUUACACUAAUUUCUACGUCGGACAACCCAAUGUACGGAACCAUUCCUCCAGGUAUUGGCAAUCUCUUCAACCUAUCCUUGCUUAGCUUAGCAAACAAUUCGCUCGGCGGUCGUGUUCCUUCUUCUAUCGGAGCACUCCAUAACUUGCACGUAUUGUACUUAAGCAGAAACAUGUUAACGGGAGAGAUCCCGUCAUCAAUCGGCAAUUUGACGUUAUUGAAUCGCCUUUACCUGUCGUUCAACAACUUUUACGGGGAAAUACCACAGAGUCUUGGUAACUGCAGGCAGCUAAUCGAACUCGAGUUUUCGAACAAUAAUCUGAGUGGUUCAAUCCCAGGGGAGGUUCUUAGUCUUUCUACCAUUUCGAUUAUCUUCAGCUUGGCACAUAACCAGUUGAGCGGAUCUCUUCCGUCUCAAGUUGGGUCCUUGGCCAAUCUUGUCGAACUGGAUCUGUCUUACAAUAAGCUGACGGGACCAAUUCCUAGCUCCAUCAGCAAGUGCUUGCAAUUGGAACGGCUCAGCUUAGCAGUCAAUUCCUUUGAUGGCGAAAUUCCUCCGGCUUUAGGCACGUUACGGGGCUUACGAGAGUUGGAUGUUUCCCAUAAUGACUUCUCUGGUGAAAUCCCGAGCUUUCUCGUUCAACUUACGGAUAUGAAUUACUUGAAUCUAUCUUUAAACAAGCUCGAAGGAGAAGUUCCGAAGCAAGGAGUAUUUCUCAAUGCUAGUGCAGUGUCCGUCUUUGAGAAUAGUAAUCUCUGUGGAGGUAUUGCAGAACUAAACCUUCCUUCUUGCAAAUCGAACACCUCUAAACCAUUUUCGACAAAAAAAGUUAUAGUAAUCGCCCCAGCGGCUGCCAUCUUGUCAAGCUUCAUUCUGUGUCUUUUCUUGUUUUUCAUUUGGUACCGGAGAAAGAAGUCGAAAGAAAAUCUCUCUGCAACUGAAUUGCCGUUUGAACACCGAUUCUCGAGGGUCUCUUAUGAGGAACUCUUUAGAUCCACCGAUGGAUUCUCUGAGAACAGUGUGAUCGGUAAAGGGAGAUAUGGUACUGUCUACAAAGGAACUACACAGGAAGGCGGGUGGGUGGCUGUUAAAGUGCUCAACUUGGGCCACAGAGGUGCUUCGAAGAGCUUCGUCUCGGAAUGUCAAACCUUAGGGGCCAUAAGACACCGAAAUCUCGUGAAGAUAUCGAACGUGUGCUCAAGUGUGGACUAUCACGGCAACGAUUUCAAAGCUCUAUUAUACGAAUACAUGGCUAAUGGGAGCUUAUAA
Messenger RNA from Syzygium oleosum, 2295 nucleotides. RefSeq names its product putative receptor-like protein kinase At3g47110. Gene Ontology annotation, cellular component: plasma membrane. The transcript has a single exon. Gene Ontology annotation, biological process: protein phosphorylation. Gene Ontology annotation, molecular function: protein kinase activity; protein binding; ATP binding. The record is from RefSeq and is a predicted model, not a curated record. NCBI's taxonomy places the organism in Eukaryota, Viridiplantae, Streptophyta, Magnoliopsida, Myrtales, Myrtaceae. Bases 1 to 2295 code for a protein of 764 amino acids.